This is a messenger RNA of Diceros bicornis minor, 575 nucleotides long. RefSeq names its product keratin-associated protein 4-8-like. The transcript has a single exon. Lineage: Eukaryota; Metazoa; Chordata; Mammalia; Perissodactyla; Rhinocerotidae. Gene Ontology annotation, cellular component: keratin filament. Bases 75 to 575 code for a protein of 166 amino acids. The record is from RefSeq and is a predicted model, not a curated record.
ACUCAAACUCAAGAAACCACUUUUGUGAAACCCACUGCUACCCAUUUGAGGACCCCGCUCCUUCCGUUGACACCAUGGUCAGCUCCUGUUGUGGCUCCGUCUGCUCUGAGCAGGGCUGUGGCCAGGAGACCUGCUGCCGCCCCAGCUGCUGCCAGCCUGUGUGCGGCCAGCCCACCUGCUCUCGCCCCAGCUACAGUGUGUCCAGCUGCUGCAGGCCCCAGUGCCGCAUCUCCAGCUGCGGCCGUCCCAGCUGCUGCCAGCCCACCUGCUGCAGGACCACCUGCUCUCCCCCCAGCUGCAGUGUGUCCAGCUGCUGCAGGCCCCAGUGCUGCAUUUCCAGCUGCUGUCGCCCCAGCUGCAGCCAAUCUGUGUGUUGCCAGCCCACCUGCUGUCGCCCUAGUUGCUGCCUCUCCAGCUGCUGCCAGCCCUCUAGCUGUGGCUCCAGCUGCUGCCGCCCCUCCUGCUGCCUGCGCCCAGUCUGUGGCCGCGUCUCCUGCCACACCACUUGCUAUCACCCCACGUGUGUCAUCUCCACCUGCCCCCGCCCCAUGUGCUGCCCCUCCCCUUGCUGCUGA